This is a messenger RNA of Striga asiatica, 2593 nucleotides long. The record is from the annotation of a GenBank genome assembly. Lineage: Eukaryota; Viridiplantae; Streptophyta; Magnoliopsida; Lamiales; Orobanchaceae.
GUCAUUAUUACUUAUUUUAUCUUUUCUAUAUAUUAUAUUUUAUUUUAUUCCUAGAGACAUCUUUGGUCAUCUCAUUCUCAUCUACCUCUCCAUCUCCAAUUCCAAAAUACAGCGCCUAAUUUCUGCAAUAAUAAUCACCUAAAAUCCUCGCACCGACAAUCCACACACGCACGAAAGAGGGAAAACUUUUGUCCGAUUCACAAUAUAUUUUCUGUGAUGUUUGGCAUAUAAUAAGAAAUGGGUCACCACCAUAAUAGCCACCUCCACCACCACAACCACCCCACGGCCACUGAUGGAGGCGGCGGCCUGUCUCAGCGCGUCAGCAGCCCGAGAUUCUCUGGCUCGAUGACCCGCCGGGCACAAUCCUUCAAGCGGAACAACAACGGAAAUAGCAACCACAACAGCAGCGCCUCACAGAACGCUGCGCACAAUAGCAGCAGCAACAUCGGCGGCCAUAACCACGAGGUCAUUGACCUUCAUAUCACGUCGCCCAGAUCUGAAACCCCGGUUUCCGGGGAUGUGUCGGAGUCUUUGAGGCCGGCCCACGUCAGCAGCGUGGCCCAGAGGGUGCACUUGAGGAAAAAGAUCGCAUCGCUGAGUGUGGAGUUGGGAGACUUUGGGUUGGAGUUGAAAGGGAAAAAGAAACUGGGACAGUGGAUGUUUUUCAUGUUCUGUGGUGUGUGUUUGUUUAUGGGUGUUUUCAAGAUUUGCGCGACUGGUUGGUUCGGAUCUGCCAUUGAUAGACUUGGAAGCAAACAGGACAUGUAUGACUCCACUGCAAGUCAUCUCCAUGAGCAGGAUGAAAGCUCUCAUCACGUCACGUACAUGGAAACUGGAAAUAGUGAUGGCAGGAGAGAAAUUGAGGUGGAACAAACAUUAACACUGGUGGCCUCGGAUGUAGUUGAUGCUCAUGCCAGGGUGGCUCAUCAUCCAGAGAUAUGGUCCAAUCCAAACACUGAGAAUUUCACUCAGUGCCUUGAUCGACCAAAAAGUCACAAAAAGCUGGACUUGAAAACGAAUGGUUACCUUCUGACAAAUGCAAAUGGUGGCUUAAACCAAAUGAGAUUUGGGAUCUGUGAUAUGGUCGCUGUUGCUAAAAUUAUGAAGGCCACACUUGUCCUUCCCUCGCUUGAUCACACUUCUUACUGGGCUGAUGAGAGUGGUUUCAAGGAUCUGUUUGAUUGGCGAUACUUCAUUGAGUCACUACAAGGUGAUGUUAAUGUAAUUGACGAAUUACCACCUGAAUAUGCUGGAAUUGAACCUUUCCCGAAAACACCAAUAUCUUGGUCCAAGGUUGGUUACUAUAAAGCAGAGGUGCUUCCACUUUUGAAGCAGCAUAAAGUGAUGUAUUUCACUCAUACCGAUUCCCGGCUCGCCAACAAUGGACUUCCUGAGUCUAUCCAGAAGUUAAGAUGCUAUGUAAACUACAGAGCAUUGAAAUAUUCUGCCUCAAUUGAAAACCUCGGAAAAACUUUGGUAUCAAGAAUGAGAGUUGAUGGUGGUCCUUAUCUUGCACUACAUUUGAGGUAUGAGAAGGACAUGCUUGCCUUCACAGGCUGCAGCCACAAUUUAACUGCCGAAGAAGAUGACGAGCUCCGCCGAAUGCGUUUAGAAGUCAGCCACUGGAAAGAAAAAGAAAUCGAUGGCACCGAAAAACGGAAGCUUGGGGGCUGCCCUUUGACCCCUCGUGAGACGGCCCUUUUGCUAAGAGGGCUCGGUUUUCCAUCCGACACCAGGAUUUAUUUGGUUGCUGGAGAGGCAUAUGGUAAUGGGAGUAUGAGUUAUCUUACUGAGAGUUAUCCAAAUAUAUUCACGCACUCGUCUCUGUCAUCGGAGGAGGAGCUCAGCCCUUUCAAGAACCAUCAGAACAUGCUGGCGGGGCUCGAUUACGCUAUUGCCCUUGAGAGUGAUGUUUUUGUGUACACGUAUGAUGGGAAUAUGGCCAAGGCAGUGCAGGGCCACAGGCGUUUUGAGGGUUUCAAGAAAACUAUUAAUCCCGACAGNNNNAAUUUUGUAAAACUGGUGGACGAUUAUGAUGAGGAAAAGAUUACUUGGAAGAAAUUCAGCUCGAAAGUCAAAAAGCUCCACAGGGAUCGAAUUGGAGGUCCGUACAAUAGAGAGCCAGGCGAGUUUCCAAAGCUGGAAGAGAGUUUCUACGCGAAUCCUCUCCCAGGCUGUAUUUGUGAAAACAGAAACUCAAACUAACCGAUGUCUUUUCCUGAUUUACUUCGCUGUCAAAAAAUUGUGCAACUGCUGAGACAAAUUCAAGGAUCUGUUGUGAAAGUUCAUUUACCGGUGGAGAGUUACUGGACUGGAUAUUGCCACACGUUCAUGGGGUUUUUCGAAGUCGAAUGCAUUUAUGGAGGAAUUCUUUUGCCGAACCCAGCAAGUAUAGGGCUGGGUUCUGCUGCAGAUUGGUUAAACGCUACUCGUUAAGUGAUGGGCCCACACGAACUGUAUUUUUAGCGAUUUGGAAUUGGUCUCCACAAUUUAGCUUAGCUUUUACAAGUGGUUUGACAGCCUUUAUACCCUGCGUAUGCUGUAUUACCAUUAUAUAUAUACAGUGAUGAAGAUUCUUGAAAACGUAGCGAUA